GGCUCAGUUUUCAUUGUUUGUUCGUCUAAACAAAACACACAUAUUCUCUCGGAGUUUUUUUUUACAGACCUAGUUUUUUUUUUUGUUUUGUUUUCAUUUUAUUAACAAUUUAGUUUCGAUUGAAAUUGUUGCAAAAUUAGCAAGUGCAAAAUGUUAAAGCGAUUACGCAGCCAAUUGAAGAAGGCCGCUCAAAGUCUGGUGGCAAGUCGUGAACGGGGCAGUCAAGGUCACGCUGUGUCCUGGCCGAAGGACGACCGGGGGGAGGAUGAGGAGGUGGCCCAGCUGAAGGCGGAGCGUGAGCGGCGGGAGCGGGAGUAUUUGGCGGAGCGGAAUCGGGAGCCGUGGUUCGUGGUUUACAAGCGGCACAGUGGACAGCAGCAGAGCAGUGCGAGCAGGCGGAAAAUGCCGCGUGAGCGUUUGCAGCCGCGGCAGGCCGCUCCCCCGACCCCAUCCCCUGCCCCUCCCCUGCACCACCACCGCCGCCGCCCUUCGACCUCCCCCCGAUGUCUCGCCCAUCGAACUGUGGCGUCGGCAGCAACAGAAUCAGCAGCGGCGGGAGGAGCUGCAGCGGCAGGAGGCGCAGCAACUGCAGCGGCCCAGGAUCGAGCCGCUGGCCCACCAGCACUUGCGGCCACCGCAGCAGACCACCCGCCGCCCCACCACCCCCCACACCCUGGCCAUGCACCCGCUGCAGAGGGCAAGGGUCAUCUCGGCGCUGACCAAGAGGCAGCUACACCGCUUCCGGCAGCGCAAGUUGCUCCUGGAGGAGUUAAAGACGUAGUGGUAACCAAACCAAAAACCAUCCGACAACAACAACCCAGUCAUCCAAAAACCAUCCGCAAACUGGAAACCCAAGAAAGCUCUAAUAAUCACGCAGGAAUCACGCAAGAAUCACCCAAAAAUCACGCAAGAAUCACCCAAAAAUCACCCAAGACCCAGACCAGAACGACCCAAAAACAACAUUAAAGCUACUUUAAAACAACAUUGAAACCACAGAGAAAACACAAUUGAAAACUAUCCAAGAACAACCCAUGAAACACCCAUGAAACACCCAAGAACCACUUAAAAAACAACUUUAAUACAACACAAAAAUCGAACAAAAACCAAUCAAAAAUGUUCCAAAUUACCAGAAAACCAAAUGUGAAAUCAAAUUCAACGCAAGUCGAGGAAUUGGAAAUUUUCAGGAGGAUGGAACAAUUCAGGAACACUUUAUAAUACUGGAUAUGAGAAUUCCCCGUUUUGUUUGCCAAGUUCACCGCUCACCUGAGGUCGUCCGCCUCGAACACCCUUCGCUGCCAAUUGAUGUUAAUUUGUGUUUGAUGUUGCAGCAUUUGCAGUCCCAGCAUUAUUUUUUGGGCUCAAAUAUAUUACACUGUUUAAUUGUGUUUAAUGUGCACUUA
This is a messenger RNA of Drosophila rhopaloa, 1400 nucleotides long. RefSeq names its product serine/arginine repetitive matrix protein 1-like. The coding region runs from base 151 to 966 and encodes 271 amino acids. The transcript has 2 exons. The record is from RefSeq and is a predicted model, not a curated record. Lineage: Eukaryota; Metazoa; Arthropoda; Insecta; Diptera; Drosophilidae.